AUGCCCAUCACGUGGCCCAUCCAAGUUGUCUUAGAGAUCCCAAAAUGGUGCCAAAUUAAUCGCUAUAAUUUGCAAAAUGUGCUCUUGAAUCCAAAGCUCAGGUUCAAAACUGCUAUACUUUCUAUGAUUCAUAAUUUGGAUUGGUUAGCGGAUGAAACACUAAGUGAAACUCCUAUUGAUUUUAUGGAAAUCAUAACCGAAAGAGCACUGGAUUCGUCACCCGUGCUAACGAUAUUUCACAAAUUGACAAUGGUCAGGCCCCGAGAGCUGAGAACCAAGUUCGAAAUUGAAUCAAUCAUACGAGUUCUCGGUGCUGGUUUCAAGUUUUUUAAACUAUGUCCACUUGAAAGAAACAUUGCCGUAAUGACGACGGCAACGUACAAAUGUUUUGGACCGGACAGAAUCAUCUUGAAACAAGAUCGCCAACCUUGGAACAUGUAUUACAUAGUAAAGGGAGUAGUGUCCUUGUGCAAGGAUGUUUAUGAUCCGAUUUUAAAGAAAACCGAAUCUGUUGAACAAUGCAAGUUGACCGACGGCGAGACGUUUGGAGAAAGCGCAGUGAUGUUUAACAGACCAAUGAAGACCUCCGUUAAAUCCUUAACUACGGUGGAAUUGAUAUGCAUAUCUCGGGAAGAUUUCGUGGAGACUCUCAAGGACAACAUGCUGCUGGUAUGGGAGAAGAACGCCGAAGCCAUUAAAAACUCAUGGUUCUUUAACUACUUGAAUUUGGACCAGUUGAACAAGGCCAGCACUGUUUCGUUCAUCAAAACGUACCAACCGGACGAACACGUCGUCGGAGACGAGAUUGGUAACGUUGAUUACGGUCACUUCAUGAUGGGCGGCAAGGUUAAUAUGAUAAAGCGGCUGAAAAUGAUCGAAUCACCAAUCCGAUUAACGGGACAGUUCACGUACAGACUAUACAACGGCAAGAGGAAACUGGAAAGUCGUCAAAAAAUUAUUGAAGAAUUUUUGCAAAUCUGCACAUUCUCGGGCAGGUCGUGUUUCAACAUAGGCGAGAGCAUAAAAAAUAAGGAUUUCAUGGUGGACAAAUAUUCUGUGGCGACAUGUCUUUGUGUGCCAAAACGGUUUAUGUACGAAACCGAAAGAUUAAAAUGCUGGAAGAGAACUCAGAUUGAACUAGAGAACAUUAUUCCCACGACGAUUCAGGUGUUUCAGUCGUACAUGGCUAGCAAGAUCAUUCAAACAAAAAAGUGUCUUACCAGUGAAGAAGUAUCUGAGUUGCUAAGAUCUUUUAAUGAUUGA
Adelges cooleyi (spruce gall adelgid) is the source of this 1263-nucleotide messenger RNA. RefSeq lists its product as uncharacterized. The transcript has 7 exons. Lineage: Eukaryota; Metazoa; Arthropoda; Insecta; Hemiptera; Adelgidae. Bases 1 to 1263 code for a protein of 420 amino acids. The record is from RefSeq and is a predicted model, not a curated record.